ACUCAAUAAUAAAAAUCAGCUGAUGGUUUAAUAGUGCACUAAAAGUAAACAAAACAGAACUUUUAAUUAAUUUUCCUCAUAAUUUCUCCUGUAGCCGCCAAUAUUCAUCCGUUUUAUAAAUAUUUAUUACCGGAAUAAACAAGUAUGACGCACGUCGGUACGCCAGCCGCCACUCCUUAACAGGACAUCAAUACCACUUUUAUUCCAAUAAAACUCCCUUGUUGGAUAUCAAGAAGUCAAAGGUUACAACCAGCUUGAGUUAAAAUGGCCCCAUCGAAGCUAUUCAAGGUAAAGUCGGACUCACAAAAUGCCAGUACGAAAAAGGGAAAAUUUCUAUCCACCGAGCCGAGCUUUGAGUUCGCCACCAAACUACUCGGGAACUUAAAUCUGUUGAGGCGAGACCAAAAGUUCUGUGAUGUAGAUAUUAAGUUGGGAAACACAAUAUUUAAGGCGCACAGAGCAAUCCUCUCAGCGAGCAGCCCAUACUUCCACGCAAUGUUCACCGGAGAACUGUGUGAAAAGAACCAAAAAUGCGUGGAAUUGCAUGGGGUACAUCCAGAAACCUUCGAACUAAUCCUGGACUUUAUGUAUUCCGGAAUCGUAACCGUAACCAAAGAAAACGUCGAAGACUUAGUGAUAACUGCGGAUAUGUUCGAGUUUGUCGAAAUAAUCACAAAAUGCACCUACUUCUUAAUCGAUCAGCUGCACGAGACUAAUGCCAUAGGAAUUUAUUUGUUUGCCAGAGACCAUAACAUCCUGGAACUAAAAGUGUCUGCCAUAAGGUUCAUCGAGGAGUAUUUCCCAAAAGUGGCCAAAGAGGAGGAGAUUUACGACUUGGACAGGGACACUUUUACCAACUUUAUGGCCUCGGAAUAUUUAAAAAUCGAUUCCGAAUGCGAGAUGUUUUUGGCCGCGAUGAAAUGGAUCAACCACGACAUCGCCAAUAGGAAACAAUACGUUUUUGAUGUAUUAAAAAAAGUCAGAUUGCCACUGAUAUCGUUUACUUUUUUGGAAAGGGCCAUAAACGAGUGUCCGGACUCAAGUUUGAAAAUCGCCCUAAAAUCGGUGCACGGGGACAUGCUGAACCAAAAGGGGGCCCUGGUGCCUCUCAACGUGAAACCGAGAAAAUGUGCCAAAAAGGAUAUUUACGUUAUAGGCGGGUCCAAAAGGGAAUUGCAUAGCGUUUGGGACAGGGGUCUCGAAAUGGAUUAUGUUAGUAUCGAGAAAUUUGAUACUUUUACCAGAAAAUGGACCAAAGUACCAGACAUGCGCGUGAACCGUUUAGUACCAGGAGUGGCCUCCCUUAACGGUUACAUUUACGUCGUAGGCGGAGAAGAAGACUCCAAUAUUCUAUCCAGCUGUGAACGGUACGAUCCGGUGACGAAAAUCUGGACCGAAGUCGCCAGUAUGCUGAUAUCCAGAUGCGAAUUCGGUCUGUGCGCUUUGGACGGUUUCCUGUACGCUAUAGGCGGUUGGGUGGAUACGGAUAUUAGCGGUUCGAUUGAGAGAUACAAUCCCACUCAGGAUAGUUGGGAAGUAGUCGGGAAUUUACCGGAGCCCAGGUUUAGUAUGGGAUUGGUGUCUUAUGAAGGGUUAAUUUAUAUGGUGGGAGGAUGCUCUUUGAACCAACGAAACAUGCAGGAUCUGAUGAGUUACAAUCCGGUGAGCAAGGAGUGGCAAAAGUUGCCCUGUAUGUCGGUCGCACGGUUCCAAAUGGGCGUGGCCGUCCUGGACGACUAUUUGUACGUGGUGGGCGGUACCCAUAGGCAGCAGGUUCUCAGUUCGGUGGAAAGGUAUUCGUUUAAAAAGAAUAAAUGGGAGACGGUGCCCAGUAUGAAAAUGGAACGUAGCGGACCAGCUGUUUCGGCUAUAGAUGGUUUUUUGUAUGUUAUAGGUGGAUCCCAGACCCACGCGACCCCAUUCUACAGCGCCCAAUGCACCAUAUCGGCGGUCGAAUGUUACGACCCGUAUAAAAACACGUGGUCCGACUGUCCGCCCCUUUCGGAAACGAGGGCGGAAGCGGGGGCGGUCGUUAUAUGAUCUCUACAAACCGUCAAAUAAAUUUAAAAAAAAAAUGACACAAAUACAUCUCCCUCGCACACACACACACGCAAAAAAUUAAACAAAUAAAGGCGAAGGUUCAACAGGUAACAAUAAGGUUUCCCAAUUUUGUUUUUUUUUUGUACUUUUUUUACAUCCAUUGGGUAGUACAAACUGUGCAUCGAACGUGUAAUCAAUCGUAUGUUAGACAAAUACUCAUUAGGGUACUAAGCUUUAGUAUAUAGUAUGGAAAAAAUGUGUUAUAAAGUAGGUCAGGGGUGUUGUUAUAUUUUUUGUUGGCAAAAGGUGAACCAGAAAGGGUUUUUCUAAGGGUACUUUAUACCACUGUUAUAUAGUAGCAAUUUUAGACAAAGCAGGAAUUAUUACUCCUUUUUAUGGGGUUAAACGUUCCUUUAAUAAACCAGCUACUUUCUUCUAGGUACCAAGAUAAGACCCGAGAAGGUUUUGAUGAAGUAAUUUUUGAUUUAUUCCAGGCAUUUGAAGACAUAAUUGAUUUCUUCCAGGAAGUUGAUGUUACUUUUGAUUUUUGCGGAACAAAAUGCUCCAACUCAAGGGUUUUUGGGAAGUACCUUCAAAUGCCCGGAAAAAAUUAAUAUGUCAUUGGAAAACCCCCAAAGCUGACUUCAGCUGCUUGGAAGUAGCCCAAAAUGGCCUCACUUACCUGGAAAGAACCGAUAGCAACUGCUUGAAAACAUGAGAAAUUACUUGGAAAGCAUCAGAAAUUGUAUCAACUAUUUGGAAAAAUCCAAAAAUGGCUUCAUCAACUGCCUAGAAUAAAUGAUAAAUUACUCACAAAACAUUAUGAUAAAAUUAUUCUAGGAAGGUGGUUCUUGCUGUAAUAUUCUUGGUAUAUUUUGAAAACAGCCCGUAUUAUACCUCUGACCUUAGUAUAGUCUAGUCCAUGUUUUUUAGAAUAUUUUUUACCAAAGAACUAUUGUCCGUUAACUGACUUCACUUAUUAUUUAUUGCGGCAUUAAUAAAAACCAUUUAUAAAACGUAUUGUUGAAUAAUAUAAUAAAAAAACUACUUAAAAAAAAA
Molecule: messenger RNA, 3099 nt
Organism: Anthonomus grandis grandis
Lineage: Eukaryota; Metazoa; Arthropoda; Insecta; Coleoptera; Curculionidae
Product: actin-binding protein IPP
Exons: 9
Coding region: 265-2040 (591 amino acids)
Molecular function (GO): protein binding
Source: RefSeq, a predicted model, not a curated record